Molecule: messenger RNA, 5064 nt
Organism: Calypte anna (Anna's hummingbird)
Lineage: Eukaryota; Metazoa; Chordata; Aves; Apodiformes; Trochilidae
Gene: HEPH
Product: hephaestin
Exons: 21
Coding region: 205-3666 (1153 amino acids)
Biological process (GO): iron ion transport
Cellular component (GO): plasma membrane
Molecular function (GO): oxidoreductase activity; copper ion binding
Source: RefSeq, a predicted model, not a curated record
GCCCGGCCCUCCUGAGCGGGGCCCUGGGGCGGGGGCCUGCCCGCGGGAGCGGCGGCUGCGCCCCGUUUUACAGCCCGGACUUUGUCCCCCGCCCCGGCCCUUGCGCAUCCCCGCUCCGCAGGUACCGCCCGGGAUGUCUCCCGGCUGAGCCCCGGCCCCGCUCCGCAGGUGUAACCUCCAAAAGAGCCUUUGCUUCAGGCAGUGAUGGGGUUGGUUUGGUUGUUGCUGCUUUACAUCCUCCUGCUGCCACCUGCAUUUGCUGAAGGUGUCACCCGAGUCUAUUACCUGGGGAUCCGUGAGGUGGACUGGAACUAUGCUCCCACAGGGAAGAAUGUGCUUGCCAACCAGAGCAUCACACAGAACCCAAAGGCCUCUGCAUUCCUCCAGCCUGGCAAAGACAGGGUGGGAAGCACCUACAAGAAAUCUGUCUAUAAGCAAUACACAGACUCCACAUACACCACUGAGGUUCCCAAACCUGGCUGGCUGGGGUUCCUUGGACCUGUCGUCCGAGCAGAAGUGGGGGAUACCAUUAAAGUACACCUAAAAAAUUUUGCUAGUCGACCAUAUACAAUCCAUCCUCAUGGUGUGUUCUACGAGAAGGACUCUGAAGGAUCCCUGUACCCCGAUAUGUCCCCUCAGGAGCAGAAGAAGGAUGAUGCUGUUUUCCCAGGAGGGAAUUACACCUAUACUUGGACUGUCCCUGAAGAUCACAGUCCAACUGCUGAUGACCCAAACUGCUUGACCUGGAUCUACCACUCUCAUAUUGAUGCACCAAAGGACAUUGCAUCUGGACUAAUUGGGCCAUUACUUACCUGCAGAAAAGGAGUACUGACUGGCAGUUCUCAAAGGCGCCAGGAUGUGGACAUUGAUUUCUUUCUGAUGUUCAGUGUGGUGGAUGAGAACCUGAGCUGGUACUUGGAUGAGAACAUAGCGUUGUUCUGCUCAGAUCCGGGCUCUGUAGACAAAGAAGAUGAGGAAUUCCAAGAGAGCAACAAAAUGCAUGCUAUUAAUGGUUAUGUGUUUGGGAACCUCCCUGAGGUGACAAUGUGUACUGGAGAUUAUGUUUCGUGGCAUCUCUUCGGGAUGGGCAAUGAAAUUGAUAUUCAUACAGCCUACUUCCACGGAGAAACACUCAAUGUUCGAGGCCAUAGGACAGAUGUGGUCAGCCUCUUCCCAGCCACUUUUGUUACAGCAGAUAUGGUCCCCCAUAACCCUGGGAGAUGGCUUCUGAGCUGUCAGAUCAAUGAUCACAUACACGCUGGGAUGGCUGCAGUCUAUGAAGUCCGGCCCUGUUCUCAGCAAGCUCUGGCACCCACCCUGGAAGGGAGAGUUCGGAGAUACUUCAUAGCUGCAAAGGAAGUGCAGUGGGACUACGGGCCCUCGGGGCUGGACCAGAACAGUGGGAAACAGCUGAGUGAGGCAGGCAGCCCUGCUGAGCAGUUCUUCAAGCGCAGCAGCUACCGAAUUGGGGGAGUCUAUUGGAAGGCAAAGUAUGUGGAGUAUACUGAUGAGAGCUUCCGGGAGGAAAAGCAGCCAUCAGAAGAAGAGAAACACCUUGGGAUACUUGGUCCAGUGAUCAAAGCCGAGGUUGGAGACACCAUCCUGGUGACAUUUGUUAACAAAGCCUCUUGGCCUUUCAGCAUCCAGCCUCAUGGAGUGUCCUAUGGGAAGGCAUGGGAAGGAAUGUGGUACCAUGAUGGUCUGUUGCAGAAUGGGGUUUCUGUUGCCCCAAUGCACAACUUCACGUACCACUGGACUGUGCCGAAGCACGUGGGGCCCCUGGGCAGUGACCCUCCCUGCCUGACCUGGAUGUACAGCUCUGCUGUCAACCCCAUCAAAGACCCCAGUUCAGGAUUAGUAGGGCCUCUGGUCAUCUGCAAGCAGGGCACGUUGGAUGACAACAACAAACAGAAAGGGAUCGACAAGGAAUUUUACCUUCUCUUCAGCGUGUUUGAUGAGAACCUCAGCUGGUAUUUAAAUGCAAACAUAAAGUACUUUUUGAGAGUGGAAGAGACUGCUGUGAAAAAGGAUGAUGGCUUCGAGGAAUCAAAUAGGAUGCAUGCCAUCAAUGGAUUUAUGUUUGGUAACUUGCCUGGGCUGAAUGUGUGUGAAGGAGACAAUGUGUCCUGGCACCUUCUGGGCUUGGGCAGUGAAGCAGAUGUACACGGAGCUGUGUUUCAGGGAAACACACUGCAGAUGAACGGGAUGCGGAAAGAUUCAACCAAUCUCUUCCCUCACACAUUUGCUACUGCCUUCAUGCAACCUGAUAACAGGGGGGUGUUUGAGAUAUACUGCCAGACAAGCAACCACUACCAGGCUGGCAUGAGGGAACGCUACCUGGUGUCCAAGUGUGGAGAAAGGGAUCCUGCUCCUGCCCCUCAGUACCAGGGGGUGCGGACCUACUACCUGGCUGCGGAGGAGGUGGUGUGGGACUACGCGCCCGACCGGGGCUGGGAGAGGGAACGGCACAACCAUUCUGCUGAGAGCUAUGCCGAUGUAUUUUUGAGCAACGAGAACGGGCUGCUUGGCUCCAAGUACAAGAAAGCAGUGUACAGGGAGUACACUGAUGGGACCUUCCAGACCCCCAAGGCCAGGACAAAUGGUGACGAGCACCUGGGGAUACUAGGUCCUUUUCUGCGGGCAGAAGUGGGAGAGAUUCUCAAUAUUGUGUUCAAGAACAAUGCCACACGCCCCUACUCCAUUCAUGCCCACGGGGUGCUGGAGAGGGGGACGGGAGAGCCACAGGUAGCAAACCCUGGUAACAUUGUGACAUACAGAUGGGAGGUUCCUGAGAGAUCUGGUCCAGGGCCAAAUGACUCAGCCUGUGUUCCUUGGAUCUACUACUCCACGGUGGACCCAGUAAAGGAUAUAUACAGCGGUCUAAUUGGACCCCUGAAGGUCUGCCGGAGAGGGGCACUGAAACCUGAUGGGAUCAGGAAGGAUGCAAAGAGGGAGUUUGCUCUGCUCUUCCUGGUUUUUGAUGAAAAUCAGUCCUGGUACUUGGAGGAAAAUGUGGAACAAUACAGUAAGGGCAAUCACAAGGAGAUCAACCUGCUGGAUGAGAAAUUUGUGGAAAGCAACAAAAUGCACGCCAUCAAUGGGAGACUCUAUGCAACCUUGCCUGGGCUGACCAUGUUCCAGGGUGAGUGGGUGAACUGGUACCUGCUGGGAAUGGGUCAGGAGAUUGAUGUCCACACAGUCCAUUUUCAUGCUGAGACCUUCAUAUAUAAGAAUGGCAAAAGCUACAGAGCAGAUGUUGUGGAUCUGUUCCCUGGAACCUUUGAAAUUGUUGAGAUGUUGGUUGGGAACCCUGGGACAUGGCUGCUUCACUGUCAUGUGUCUGAUCAUAUCCAUGCUGGCAUGGAGAUACUUUUCACAGUCCUGUCCAGACCAGAGCCAUCGCUUGAAGUUGUAAACUACGGCACAGAGCUGCCAGCUGAGGAUGAGUCGCAGCAGAUCAUGCUUUUUGGAGCUAAGGUGGCUCAAGGGCAGGUAGAGGCCACAGUCAUUGGUCUCGCCAUUGCAGGAACAGUGCUCUUCCUGGUCUCCUGUGUCCUCCUGGCAGUGGUCAUCUCUCUGGAGAGACAAAAGAAGUUAAGGCGCAAUCGGAGGUCCAUCCUGGAUGACGGAUUCAAACUCAUGUCUCAAAAGAAUUCAGGGCUGUAAAAACUGUGUGAAAACUUGAGGCUGUAUGUUUGGAGCAGAGGCUGGAUCACUGUCCAUAGCAAAGAUUUUGGGGCAUCACUUCAACUUCUAGGAGCUAAGGAGGGGAAGCUGGAGCCUUCACCUCUUCAUAUAUCCCCCUCAGUACUCCGUAAAGAAGUCUGCCCAGGCAAGAUCUGAAGACCCUUUGAACUGAUCGAAAACAAGUAACAAGAGUAAAUAGGUCCCUCUAAACUACUGCUCUCCUCCAAGAAAGAGGAGAGACAUUUCCCCUAUUUUCUUCUCUCAGAACUCCACUUGGUCUUUCUCAGCAGGCUGGCUUAUCCCAGAUUCUAGUCUUGCUCGAUUGCCAGAGCUGAAUUGGGAAUUCUUUCCCAAGAAACUGAGUCUUCGAAGUUAUUAAUAUCAAUUUUUUUUUUGUUUUAUGAAUCAAUUAAGAAUACAAAAGAAAAUGUUAAUUUGGAUUGUUGCUUUGUUUGGUUUUCUUUUUAAGAGUAACUGGGCAGAUGCAAAGUCAGUGCAUGUCAUGUCACAGGGUAAGAGAGUUCUGCCAGGAACCAUGGGCCUCACCACAGCCUCACCCAUGGCCUUGUGCUCUUGGCAGUGGGCUUUGGCACGGGGCUUCCUGUGGCUGUGGUGGCUGUUCUGGGAUGGCCACUGUGCCUACACGUCACAGUCACGUUGCCCUGCAUGCCCAGCACCAAGGGUUCCCUAUAAAAUACCUAUCUUCCCAGCUCACCCACCCAGUCCCCAUUACCUAAAUGGAUGCAGGUUAGUGCUUGCAUAUUUCUGUCCCUGCUUUUAUAUUGGAAAGGGCAUAAAUGAAAUCCUUUCUGUAUGGCUUUCAGAGGCAAUUAAAGCAGAGCCUGCUAAAUGGCUGCAAGGGACUGCUGUAGGCUGUUUAGGUAUAGCAGCACCAUUUAAUUCAGAACAAUAGUUAUAACAUGCUUAAUCACUCUCAGUUCAUGUUGGGUCCCUGCAUAUUUCCAGCUGCCCUUUCCUUUGGCAACAGGGACAAAGCUCAUUAAUUUCCUUUCAUUGCACGUCAUUAAGCCUGGUGAGGAGCUGGAGAGCUGUUGAAGGCUCUGAACAUGGCUGCUGUUUGCUCAUCAUCAACCCUCAUUCACCUGCUCUUGCAAACCAGAGAUUUAGAAGCUUCCCAGUCCUGGGCGAAUUUUAGAAGCUGUCACAACAAGUAAGAACUAAUCAGGAAAUAUUUUCAUUUUUUCCCCCCCUGAUGGCUUGUGAAAAAGUAGAUCAAGAAAUGUCCCCAUCAACCACUGAGACCAAGGAGUUACUGUAAAUGUAUUUACUUUCUUCAAGAAAGCAGAAAGUUUCUGCCAAAAAUUCAUCCAGUGUAAUGUUUUUUGACCAAGUGGAGCCAUCGCUGGUGGAGGUCUC